AUGGUAGUAAAAGUAGCCUCUGGACGAGGCUUAGGAUGGAUUGUUACAGCGUUUUUUAUCGUAGCAGAUAUGGUUGGUGGAGGAGUUGUGGCCAUGCCUGUCGCACUUUUUUCUACUGGCAGACUGCUUAUCGGUAUAAUAUUUAUGACAGUAAUAUGUGUAAUUUUUGCUUACACGGCUCAUUUAUUGGGAGAAAAUUGGGUUAUAAUGCAACAAAGAUGGCCAAUUUACCGGAAUCACUGUCGUAAACCGUAUUCUGAAAUGGCGAUGCGCAGUAUGGGAAAGAAAAUGAAAACAAUUGCAGCUGGUAUUGUUUACAUGACGAUGUUUGGUACGUCUGUUGUAUACAUACUUCUUUCUUCAAAAAUUUUCGAACAUUUCUUGGCAUCAAUUUUCGGCAUUGAAAUUAGUUUUUGUUAUUUGCUAUGUGUGGUAACAAUUUCAAUCAUGCCGCUUACCUACCUAAAAUCACCAGCAGAUUUUUGGAUGGUUAUUGUAAUGGCGAUGCUGUGUACCAUUGUAGCGGUUUUACUGAUUACUUUGGGGAUCAGUAUAGAUGCAAGUAUAUGCAUGGCUAAAGCUCAUUAUCCGAAAGUUUCAAUAACCGGCGCAGUAGUCAGUUUGGGCACUUUUCUGUUUGCUUUCAGUGGUCAUCAGGUUUUUCCAACUAUUCAGCAUGAUAUGUAUCGUCCAAUGGAAUUCACGAAAUCUGUCAUUUUGGGCUUCAUACUUGUUGCUUUACUGUACAUGCCAUUAUCAAUAUAUGGUUAUUGGACAUACGGAAACAGCAUGCACAGUUCAGUAAUUGAUUCCGUGCAAACUCCUUGGAUUAGACACGCUGCUAAUUUAGCCAUUGCUAUUCACUGUAUUCUGGCUUUGAUCAUCAUGGUGAAUCCACUAAAUCAACAAGUCGAACACUUCUUUAGUGCUCCACACUCAUUUGGAAUUCAGCGUGUAUUAAUACGUUCUGGAAUGCUUGGCACCAUGCUCUUCUCUGCUCUCACAGUUCCUGAUUUUGGACCAUUUAUGAAUUUGGUUGGGGCGGUAACAAAUCCUCCAACCUGUGUAGUGCUACCAGCACUUACUAAUUUAUAUCUUAAUGCAAUGAGUGUUGAUGAAAAAACUCGAGCAUUUAAAAUCCCGACUUUCUUCGAAGUAUUUAAAAGAACUGAUAGAAAAAAACUUUUGUGGAAUGCAUUUAUCGUUGUAGUGGCGUUGAUUGCUGGUAUUGGAAGUGCAUAUCUAGCAGUUCUUGAGAUUUUAACUGUACAUUUCACGCCGCCUUGUUACAUCCGACCUUUCAUAUCAUCAUCUGCUCUACGGAACGUCACUUUUGAUGGAGAGAAGAUUAAUUGUUGCGGAAUGGAGCAAAAUAUUUAUGUCUUCGGAAAUGCUACCGAAAUGUGUCGGAUGCCAACUCAAACAGUCAUGUAA
This is a messenger RNA of Thelazia callipaeda (thelaziosis nematode), 1434 nucleotides long. Lineage: Eukaryota; Metazoa; Nematoda; Chromadorea; Rhabditida; Thelaziidae. The record is from the annotation of a GenBank genome assembly.